This is a messenger RNA of Antrostomus carolinensis (chuck-will's-widow), 739 nucleotides long. RefSeq names its product E3 ubiquitin-protein ligase Jade-2-like. The annotation marks the transcript as partial. The record is from RefSeq and is a predicted model, not a curated record. The transcript is spliced from 3 exons. NCBI's taxonomy places the organism in Eukaryota, Metazoa, Chordata, Aves, Caprimulgiformes, Caprimulgidae.
GUUAGAAAUCUCUGUUACAUGGUGACGAGACGAGAGAAAAUGAAACACACCAUUUGCAAACUCCAGGAGCAGAUCUUCCAUCUCCAGAUGAAGCUUAUUGAGAAAGAUCUUUACCCAGAACAAACUGGGAAGAAGACAAAGGGUAAGAAAAGUGACCCGAGAAGGAAAGGAAGAGAUGGUAGAAAAAAUAGUCCCGAGAAGAAAGAGAAAAGGAAAUCAGUCAACGAAACUGUAUUGGGACAACUGGGCUUGUCAACUUCCUUCCCCAUCGAUGGGACCUUCUUCAACAGCUGGUUGGCGCAAUCAGUCCAGAUCACUGCCGAGAACAUGGCGAUGAGCGAGUGGUCCCUCAACAACGCCCACCACGAGGACAGCACCCCCGGCCUCUCUGAGGAGCUCCUCCAGGAUGAGGAAACCUUGCUGAGCUUCAUGAUGGACCAUUCCCUGAGGUCCCCAUUUAAGCAGAGCGAGGCCACAAAGAAAGUGAAAAGCAAAACGAGAACGAACACUAAGAAAAAGCUGCCGCGGAGCAGCCCCCCUGCCCUGGGUGGGAGCCACCCGGAGAGCUCGGAGCCCUGGACUAACAACGCCAGCGACUUGUCGGAUGAUGCCACCAAACCCUCCGCUCCCGAUUCCAGACCGAGCAAGUCGGAGAAAGGAGCAACAAAGCUUCUUGCCGACCGCAAAGGGAUGGGUGAGGCCAAAAAGGCGGCCAAGAAGGGCUCUGUCCCAAAAGCCA